UCCUUUUUAUAGACAUUUGAUUAUGAAACGUGAAUGAAAUAUUAAUGUUUAAUAAAAUCGAAUUUUGCAUAUAAAAAACAUUUGAAAGUGAUUUACUUGCACAUACAAAAAUAUUGUUACUUAUACUAAUGCUAUAAUACUAGUUAAAAUUCUCAAAUUACUACAAAUCCUUGAUUAUCCAGAUAAUAUUUGAUUUUUCUUUUUUACAACUCUCAUUAUUGAAUAACGAUAAACUCUUUGUUAAAGAAAAUGUUCUUAUUAAUUUGCGCAGACUCUGUAUCGAUGAUUUGAACUGUAGCCUCAUUUGCAUAAAUACUGGGAAAAAAGAGUCUCUUUUGAUACACGCACAUUUCUCACAAAUGACCCUGAUCGAGUUAAACAGCGACCGCGCAUAAAUUAAAAAGAAUCUCAAUAUUUGUGUCCGCCGCGUGCGAAUACUUUUGGAGUCGUUCCCGUUGACAAAUGUGCCUCAUGCGCGCGGGGAAUAGCCCAGAGUAAUAUCGCGUGCGUACUAUAUAACAUAUAUACACAUUACAUUGUGGACACGAGCUACGACGACGCGAACUGGAAAGUCCGCCGCUCGCGCGGCGCAAAAAUUAGCGGAUUUAAUUAUUUUUUUCUCCAAAAAGUCGGAAUCCCUACUCUAUAUUUGGAAGCUAAUAUAAGACGUUACUUUUUCGAAAAAACUACGUUAGUUCGAGCGUAUCCUCUCCGCGGUGACGAUAAAGCUAGAUGCCAAAAAAAAUGUUCAAGUUCAUCGUCGCUCUGUUCGCUCUCGCAGCUGUGGCUCAAGCACAAAUUUUCCCCAAUCAAGGCAACUUAUAUAACCCGCAACAAGGACAAUUUUACAAUCCCAAUCCACAAGGUGCGAAUCACUUUGCCAAUCAGCAGUUCGGUGUGAAUCCGUAUCAACAGGGUCACGAUCAGCACCAUCACGAUCAUCAUGUGAGCCCUCACCAUCACGAUCAUCACGUUGACGUUCUCGAGCAUGAUCAUCAUCACGGACACCACGAGGAACCCCAUCACCAUCACGGACAUCACGAGGAUGUUCACCACCACCAUGGACAUCACGAGGAGCCUCACCAUCAUCAUCACGUCGAAGCCCUAGAUCAUCAUCAUCACGAUCAUCACGAGCAUCACGUCGAGCCUCAUCACGGACACCACGACCACCACCAUGGUAAUCAUGACUAUCAUCAUUAA
Messenger RNA from Trichogramma pretiosum, 1200 nucleotides. RefSeq lists its product as uncharacterized. The transcript has 2 exons. The coding region runs from base 733 to 1200 and encodes 155 amino acids. Lineage: Eukaryota; Metazoa; Arthropoda; Insecta; Hymenoptera; Trichogrammatidae. The record is from RefSeq and is a predicted model, not a curated record.